Messenger RNA from Callorhinchus milii (elephant shark), 2388 nucleotides. It is a transcript of the gene cdk19, whose product is annotated as cyclin-dependent kinase 19. The coding region runs from base 239 to 1708 and encodes 489 amino acids. The transcript is spliced from 13 exons. NCBI's taxonomy places the organism in Eukaryota, Metazoa, Chordata, Chondrichthyes, Chimaeriformes, Callorhinchidae. The record is from RefSeq and is a predicted model, not a curated record. Gene Ontology annotation, molecular function: cyclin-dependent protein serine/threonine kinase activity; ATP binding; RNA polymerase II CTD heptapeptide repeat kinase activity. Gene Ontology annotation, cellular component: nucleus; cytosol; mediator complex. Gene Ontology annotation, biological process: protein phosphorylation.
GGGCCGACGCCUCAGGCAGCCCGAGCGGGGAGAGCGUCAGAAACUACAGGUCCCGGCGUGCCUCGCGGGCGGCCGCCAUUGCCUUGCCGCCAAACGUCGCCACAGCUCGCGUACGGUAAAUGUCGCCGUAUGAACUUGUUGGGAGAAACCAAAGCACGAAAUGAGGAAAUGGGUAGCGCUUAAACUAAAUUAAUUGAAACUUUGUUUUGUUUAUUAUUUAUGUAUUUAUGGAGUGACAAUGGAUUACGAUUUCAAAACCAAACUAGCCGCGGAACGAGAGAAAGUAGAAGAUCUGUUUGAAUAUGAAGGCUGCAAAGUGGGUCGGGGAACCUACGGGCAUGUUUAUAAAGCCAAAAGAAAAGAUGGGAAGGAUGAAAAGGAGUAUGCUCUUAAACAAAUUGAAGGCACUGGCAUCUCCAUGUCUGCAUGCAGAGAAAUUGCAUUGCUCCGAGAGUUGAAGCAUCCCAAUGUGAUUGCUCUGCAGAAGGUGUUUCUUUCACAUAGUGAUCGAAAGGUCUGGCUACUGUUUGAUUAUGCAGAACACGAUUUAUGGCAUAUCAUUAAAUUCCAUCGUGCUUCAAAAGCAAAUAAAAAACCUGUUCAGCUGCCAAGGGGAAUGGUCAAAUCUCUACUUUAUCAGAUACUUGAUGGAAUUCAUUACCUUCACGCAAACUGGGUGCUUCACAGAGAUUUGAAACCAGCUAACAUCUUGGUAAUGGGGGAAGGGACAGAACGAGGACGGGUGAAAAUAGCUGACAUGGGUUUUGCCAGACUCUUUAACUCUCCACUGAAACCUUUGGCUGAUUUGGAUCCAGUGGUGGUAACAUUUUGGUAUCGUGCACCAGAGUUACUGCUGGGAGCCAGACACUACACAAAAGCAAUUGAUAUCUGGGCAAUUGGGUGCAUUUUUGCAGAACUUUUAACUUCAGAACCCAUCUUCCAUUGUCGCCAGGAAGACAUCAAAACAAGUAAUCCCUUCCACCAUGACCAGUUGGAUCGUAUUUUUAGUGUUAUGGGAUUUCCAGCAGAUAAAGACUGGGAAGAUAUCCGGAAAAUGCCUGAAUACCCAACUCUGCAGAAAGAUUUCAGAAGAACGACGUAUGCAAAUAGCAGCCUCAUAAAAUACAUGGAGAAACAUAAAGUCAAGCCUGACAGUAAAGUCUUCCUGCUGCUCCAAAAACUCCUGACUAUGGAUCCAACCAAAAGAAUCACCUCUGAGCAAGCCCUACAGGACCCCUACUUCCUGGAAGAACCUUUGCCUACGACAGAUGUGUUUGCAGGUUAUCAGAUACCAUACCCUAAGCGAGAGUUUCUAAAUGAAGAUGAGCCAGACGAAAAAGGCGAAAAGCAGCAAACCCAACAGCACACAACUCAACAGCAGAAUCAGCAGCAGCAACAACAAGCACCCCAGCAACAAAACAGCACACAGACAAAUGGGACAGCUACUGCAGGAGGAACUGGAGGAGGGCUCCAGCAUAGCCAGGAUAGCAGUCUCAAUCAGGGACCUCCAAACAAGAAGCCUCGAAUAGGCACCACCACAACAUCCACUGGAGGACCUGUUAUGACAUCUGAUUAUCAGCACUCCAAUCCACGCUUGGGUUACCAAAGCAGUGUGCAGAGCUCAUCCCAAUCCCAGGGCACUAUGGGAUAUUCCUCGUCAACUCAGCAAAGCUCUCAGUAUUCACACCAGCCCAACAGGUACUGCUAAGAACUGCUGGCAUUGGUUCAGCAAGGACUUCCAGGAAGCCUUCAGCAAUAGUAUGGUAACGGUUCCAGUUAGAGGAGCCAAAAAGACUUGAUUGACGCAUGUAAGUUAUCUCAUUUUCAGAUCUAACAACUGGUAUUAUUUAGUGAAGAUUAGGGGGAAACUACUCACAAGAGAACGUCCUGACUGUCUGGAAAUCUUUCCAUUAUUGAUGCCACUGAGAAGAUUCCUGUCAGCACCAUUUCUCUGAGACUCUCUGUAAAUAUCUUGUAAAAAGCAAGAAGAUAACUUCUUACCCAGCACUAGAGUUCCUCCACUAAGGAGCAGUUGAAACAUUUUCACUGUGUUUUUAGAGCACUUUUUGAUGCAGUAACAGGAUUUCCUGUUGCUUAUGCUAAAAUCUAAAUGUAGGAAUUCCAUGCUUCAGGUAUAAGGCCUGCCUGAGUAGUGUUUAACAUUAUGGAAAGAAACAAUGUUUUUUAUAUGUAAACACUGGUACACAAUGAUUUGGUUAACUUUUCAAGCACUAUACCAGUUUAUGCAAUGUGGCUCUUUCUGCUUUUAAAUCUGCAAUUUGUAAUAGGAACUUCUUUUUAUUUUAUCUUCCAAACAUCAACGUAUAUUUCACAAAGGUAUUUUUUAAAUAUAUAUAUAUAUUAACUAUUUUUCCCUAACAUUAAAAC